AUGCGAUUGCGCGGCGUGGGCGCCGUGACGGCGCAGCUUCGUUCUCGCGGCGUGGACGUGGAUUUUAUACACUCGAGGAAAGCAACUCCAAAUACAUUGGUAUUAAAUGUAUAUGGUAUGAGUGAAUUGUCUGGAUUGGGUUUUCUAUAUGACGCCACAGAGCCAGAGGCUUUGGGCCGGCCAGUACCUUACCAUAAAUAUAAGCUUGUAAAUCUAGAAAAUAUGGAAGAAAUUAAGGAACCUAACGUCUCAGGUGAACUUUGGUUUAAGGGUCCAGCUGUUUUUAAGGGUUAUUAUAACAAUGAAGAGGUUACAGCGGCAACCCUGACGAAGGAUGGAUGGAUGCGCACUGGAGAUAUUAUGUACCGAGAUAAGAAUUAUCUUUUCUACUUUGUUGACAGACUCAAAUCACUACUUAAAUAUAGAAAUUAUCAAAUAUCUCCAGUAGAAAUAGAAAGUUUAAUCAGAAAUCAUCCAAGCGUGUUCGAAGUAGCCGUGACAGGGGUCCCGGAUCCAGAACAUGGUGAUCUGCCUGUUGCUUUUGUGAUAAGAUUCGACGAAAGUAAAGUAACCGCUCAAGAGAUUAAGGAUUUGGUUAAAAAUAAUUUGUCGGACUCAAAACAACUUCGAGGAGGCGUUAUCUUCAUAAAACAGUUACCUGUAACUGCUUCCACCAAGGUUGACAGGAAAAAACUCGCCGCUCUAGCGAUAGAAAUGGAAAGAGAAUAA
Messenger RNA from Pieris macdunnoughi, 729 nucleotides. Lineage: Eukaryota; Metazoa; Arthropoda; Insecta; Lepidoptera; Pieridae. The record is from the annotation of a GenBank genome assembly.